AUGCUGUCUUCCGGCCCUCAGAUCCUUACCUUUGCUCUCGAAAACUGGCCGCACAACACCGGGCCUGCCACCAGGGCUAGUAAGCCCAAGGUCCGGACGGGAUGCGUCACUUGCAACUUUUCGAGUUCAUACACCGGCCCGUAUCUCAUUAACACUGUCUUCAGACGGCGCAGAAUCAAAUGCGAUGAGACCAAGCCAUCCUGCCAGAACUGUUUUAAGCGCAGAGUAACUUGCGAGGGGUACAAACCUAAACCGCCCAACGCGUCCUCGAAAAACCAGCUCGCACGAUCCCCCAGCCCAUCAUUACUGAUUGAGCCGAGCUACCAGAGCCUCGUCUUCACGACACAGUUGCAAAAGGACCACUUUGACCAAUGGCUGUCCUUCGCCGUGGACAUCCUCGUCUUCCCCUCGGAGCUGAUCACCAACACGAUCCCCCAGAUCGCCCAGUCAGACCUGGCGGUGAGGAAUGCCGCCUUCGCCAUCGGCGCGGCGGCGCUGGGUAGCAGCACCCGUGAAGAGCGUCUCGGGGGCAAAGGCCCUUACUACGUGGACGCUCUCCAAUAUUACAACCGCGCGCUGAAACUGACCGCGAAAUCGCCUCCCACGGAGGAAACGUUCCACAGCGUCCUGAUGACGUGUCUUUUGUUCUUCAUGUUCGAGGCGCUGCAAGGGGACCGGAGGGCGGCGUUGAUGCAUCUCAACUAUGGUAAUAACAUCCUCGACCAGUACGAAAGGCGGAUUAAGAAGAAACGUGACCCCUUGGUCGAGGCAAUAACCUCAAACUUCCAGCGGCUGACGCUACAAUCCUGGAGUCACAACGGGGACCAUCCGAAAGAAACCGAGGAGCAGGUGCCGUGGUGCUGCCGGGGACACACGAAACGGUACGCGGUCGAUGAGAUGCCAGACUCAUUCGAGUCCCUCGACGAGGCCCACCGCUGGUGGGAGAUCACGCAGCAUCACGUCAUACACCACGCGCCAAUAAUGAUAGGUUUCCGUGUCGAAGGGACAGGAAACAAAGCGCCGUCUUUUCCUCCAAACCAGAGUCUCCCAAUACCGCCCGAGCAGGUCAAGGGCUACAACCGGUUCAUCAAGGAAUGGCGAGCCAGAUUUAAACCCCUGAUGGAGGCGCAGGAGGGGAGGGAGGUCGAUGGCAGAGAGCGUCUCAAGACCCUCGGGCUACGAAUCCACUCGACAUACCUCUCCAUCCCGACCGUGACGGCAAACUACACCGACCUCGAAACCCUGGCGCAAAUGACGCCCGCCUUCCGCGAAUACGUCACCUGCAGCGAGGAGUUCCUCCACCUCCAGAAACGACUCACGAAAACGGCGGGCGAGACCUUCACCAUGGACAGCAAUGGCCCGACGUGGCCCCUCGGCGCGGCGGCCAUGCUCUGCGCCGACCAAGACGUGCAGGCCGACGCCGUGCGGCUGUUCCGCGAGUUCCCGCGCCGCGACGGCUUGUGGGACACACAGGCCUGGCUGAGCAUGCUGCAGAGCUACAAGUCGAAUAAUCCUGCAAUCGCGGUCCGUGGCGGCGAGAGGAGGGAGACGCAGCACCUGUUUGACGUGGAGGUUGUGUACGAGGACAAGUCUGUAGUGUGGAUCAAGCAGGUGGAGGACCCGACGGGUGUUGGUUCAGAUAACCUGGAGUACAGGAUUAACCUACCCUGA
This is a messenger RNA of Colletotrichum spaethianum, 1671 nucleotides long. Its product is annotated as aspercryptin biosynthesis cluster-specific transcription regulator atnN. The transcript is spliced from 2 exons. Gene Ontology annotation, biological process: regulation of DNA-templated transcription. The record is from RefSeq and is a predicted model, not a curated record. Gene Ontology annotation, molecular function: DNA-binding transcription factor activity, RNA polymerase II-specific; zinc ion binding. The coding region runs from base 1 to 1671 and encodes 556 amino acids. Lineage: Eukaryota; Fungi; Ascomycota; Sordariomycetes; Glomerellales; Glomerellaceae.